UCCGCCAUUCGUACCCAGAUCACCAGUAUACUUUAUAUCAUGUGUACGUCUGAGGACAUUGUUUCUCACGUGCGUGAUAAUAUGUUCAGUGCCCUCACAUCUUUCAUGGGACUAAGCAUAGAAAAUUGUAGAAUAGCUUAUAUGCCAGAAAAAUUCUUAUCCGGAAUGGAGUCCCUUGAACAAAUCGAAAUCAAAUCAGCUGGAACACUGGAAAUGGCCAAUUCUGUAUUUCAUCAAGUACCAAAACUAACUCACAUAACAGUUACUUCAAGUCAUGUGACCGAAAUGCCAGAUCUAUGCCUUUCUUCAAAACUGAAAUACGUAAAUAUUACAGAAAACGACCUUCAAUCUAUAGAGUCUAGCGGUGUUAUUUGUGAAAAUAAAACUGUCUUAUCAGAGCUGUCCACUCUGAUUCUGGACAAGAACUCCAUCUUUAACAUCUCAUCUGGUAGUUUGAAAACCAUGCCCAAUUUGAAGGACUUGCGCAUUGCUGACGGAAACCUCAUGAAUUUAGAAGAAGGAGCAUUGGCAGAUGCAAAAAAGUUGGCAUACCUCGAUAUUACAAACAAUGCCCUUUCAGAGGUACCGGUGUCACUGUUUACUUCCAAUCAUGACUUGAAAAUAGUAGGACUAGGUCGAAAUCCUUUAGGAUCUGUCCAGAAAGAUUUAUUUUCGACCUCUGUAAAUUUACUUGUGUUGACUCUUGACUAUUCAGGCCUCAGUGAUACAAUUUGGGAAUCAUUAUCUUCGCUUCAGCAGCUGAAGGACCUUCAACUGCAGGGAAACUAUAUAACUUCUCUUAACAGGACCGUAUUACGAAACCUUGGUUCCCUCCAAAACCUGGACCUCGGAAACAAUAGCAUUUCAGAUCUGUCAACUGAAGUGUUCCAAUAUUUGCUUCAAUUGCAAUAUUUGCAUUUGGAUCAAAAUAAUUUAUCACUGAUAAGAAAUGGAACCUUCAUUGGACUUCAAAAACUUAUUUCUCUGGAUCUUCAUGGCAAUCAAAUAAGCUCUAUUGAGGAAGCAGCAUUUAUGGAUCUAGAAUCUCUCACAGAACUUGAUCUUUCAGAUAAUGACCUCCCAUUGGUGCCUGAUUUUAAAGGACUGAAAAUGUUAAAAUCGCUGGACCUUAAAUCAAAUAAGAUAAAAUUACUGUCUUCUGAUUAUUUUAAAGGGCUAAAAAAUCUAGAAAAAUUAGAUCUCUCAAGAAAUAAAAUAGCUGGAACUGUAAUGGGGGUGUUCCUUCAUUUGCCUAGUCUUAAAUCCCUCGAUCUUUCUUUUAAUAAAAUACGGGUAGUUCAUAAGGACACGUUCGAUGGACUUCAACACUUGACGACUCUUUCUCUGCAAAACAAUUUGUUAGAAAACAUUUCCAUGGUUCUCCAGGAUUUGUCAAGUCUUACGUCUUUAGAUUUAAGCUCCAAUAUGUUGUCAACAAAGAUUAUGAGUGGAAUGUUUCCCGAAAAUAUUGAAAACCUUGAUUUAUCUUACAACAACAUUAAAGAUAUUACAGAGUAUGCAUUCUAUAGUAAUAAAGAGCUUCAGAAACUCUCUCUUAAAGGCAACAAAUUAUCAACACUUGCAAUGAACGAUCUUACUAUUCCAAUAAAGAGAAGUAAAACAAUGAUGGUUUAUAUCUCAGAAAACCCAUUCAAGUGUGACUGCAAUCUGAUCUGGUUAAGAAAAAAAGUGAACGAAGUCAGUAUGGAUACCGGUUUUCCGGUCGUCGGGGAUAUGUACCAUCUUCAAUGCCAUACUGGAUAUCGGAUUGAGGAACCGAUUCCACUUUACACCGUACAGUCGGACAAUAUGUUGUGUACCUAUGAAAAGGAGUGCACUGAUACGUGUUUCUGCUGCGAUUUUGAGCCGUGUGAUUGUAUGUUUGUCUGUCCUGCCGGAUGUUCCUGUUACAGUAGCUCAGACUUCAUGUCUACGCAUUUUGUUCAGUGUUCAAAUCGAGGUCUUACGGAACUGCCAUCUAAUAUUCCUGCGUUGACAACAGAAAUUUCUGUAGAUGGAAACAACAUUUCAGAAAUCUACUCCCGAAGCUUCGUUGGACUUAUUUAUCUUAGGAUAAUACACCUAGAUCACAGCGGGAUUACCACCCUAGCCAACUUCAGCUUCAUUGGCCUAUCUCAACUGAGGGUGCUGUACUUAAACAACAACAAUAUUUUAAGUAUAACGGAUGGAGUUUUCGCCAGAUUAUGGAAUUUGACGGAACUACACCUGGAAUAUAACAAAAUUUCAUACUUAGAGAAGAAUGCUUUUUCCUCACUGACAUCAAUAUCCGCACUCUAUUUGGACCACAACCUUUUGAUGACACUUCCGGAGUCAGCUCUGAAACUUUUCUGGGGCUUAAGCAAUAUGACUCUUGCAGAAAAUCCGUGGACUUGUGACUGUGAUUUCAUGGUGGAUUUUCUGCCAGCUGUGACCAACAGAUCAGUGAUGGUGGCUGAUUAUAAUAAUUUGUAUUGCAAAACCGAGGAUCUUACUCGGAAUGUCAGCAUUAAGGAUGUGAAAUCUGAAAUAUGUACCAAUAUCACGUCAGAGAAAAAUACAGUGAUAUCAAAACAGGACAGAGUUCAAAGUUCCCCUAACAUUUUGAUCAUUCUAGUCGCUAUUGCUGCUUCCAUUGUAGCGGCAACUUGUCUUAUCGUGCUUUUCAUUUGUCUCUGGCGACCUAGAAGUCCGUUUCUCCGUUGUAGUUGUAAAUGUAGAAGCAAAAAGGAAAAUGUAGAAGGAAAUGACAAACUUUAUGAUGCUUUUCUUGCAUAUAGUCACAAAGAUGAUGACUACGUCACAAGAGAAUUCAUUCCUCGUCUGGAGAAUGAACUAGGAUACAGACUGUGUGUGUAUUACAGAGAUUUCCCAGUCGGUGGGACUAUGGAAGAAACCAUUGAGUGCAACAUUAACAGAUCAAAACGAACGAUUUUACUUGUGUCUAAAAACUUCAAUGACCAUGAAUGGAAAAACAGCGCAUUUUACAACUCAUUUCAAACUCUCUUUCGAAGAAAUAAUAAUCUCAUAAUCGUUGUCCUAGAAGAUCCGAAAGGGAUGAACCUACAGAGAAAUUUAAACGAACUUGUGAAAUCACAUUCAAGUACAUUGGUAAAUUACCAUGACAUGUGCUUCUGGGAAAAGCUUCGCUACAUGAUGAAUCCACCAAAGCAGACGAUCAUGAGAAAUAACACACCCGAUAUUAUUCUGAACCACAGUUAUUCUCGCCAAGAUGAAGAUGGAUACGAAACUCCCAUUUCAUCCUCUGCUAGUCAGACGGAAACGGACAAAUUUUCUGCUUUAGAGAGACGCUCGCUAGAAAGCUUAAACAAUAUUUACGAAGAAAUAAGGUCUUCAAAACUUUCUGAUGUUAGUGAUUUAUAAUAUGUAGUCACUGCCAGAUUUACAUGGUGCUUGCACAAAUAUUCGAACUUGCCAGUGAUUUUUGGGUUGUUUUCCAUUCUAUUAUCAUACAUAUAUUGACAGGCCAAACAAAUAAUUUUAUGUGCUAAUGAAAUUAAAGCCUUUGGCAUGAAGGGCUCUAAAUAUGUGCAAUAAAAUUCUAGUCAAUAGAUAUAUACAAUAAAUGAAUUUUAUAUAUGCUUCAGUGCAAAACAUGAUAGACUUGCAAAUGCAUGUAUAAAUUAUGAGGAAAUAAUUUUUCAUAACAUAUAAUGUACUGUAUGUUUUCAUCCAAGUUUAUGACUAUUGUAAAACAAUAAAGUUCAAUGCCAUAAGA
Saccostrea cuccullata (small rock oyster) is the source of this 3736-nucleotide messenger RNA. Its product is annotated as toll-like receptor Tollo. Lineage: Eukaryota; Metazoa; Mollusca; Bivalvia; Ostreida; Ostreidae. The transcript has a single exon. The annotation marks the transcript as partial. Gene Ontology annotation, cellular component: extracellular matrix. The record is from RefSeq and is a predicted model, not a curated record. Gene Ontology annotation, biological process: signal transduction. Gene Ontology annotation, molecular function: protein binding.